AUGGCUGAUUCAACCGCUCCUGCCGCUGCUCCCGCCGACGUUGGCGCCGUCCCCACGCCUGCCGACGAGCAGCCCGGUUUCAAGGCAAGUUGCCCAGCGACCUACGCUUAUCUCCAGGUCUUUGCUGGCAACCUCGCAUACGCGACCACCGACGAGGGCCUCAAGACUUUCUUCAGCCCGGUUGCUGAUGACAUCAUCUCCUGCCAGGUCAUCCUCCGUGGCACUCGUCCAGCGGGCUAUGGCUUUGUUGCCUUCAACACCGCCGAAGCUGCCCAAAAGGCCGUAGAUCUCCUCAACAAAAAGGAGCUCGACGGUCGCACGCUCAUCGUCGAGAUCGCCAAACCUACAGAGGAAAAGCAAAAGGAAAAAAAGGAGAAGCGUGCUUCCAAGAAACGCACCAGCAAAAAAGCCAAUGCAACCACCGAUGCAGCAGAGCAGCCAACCACAAACGGCACUGCCGAUGCUCCCGCGACAAAGGACGUUGCUGAGAACGGCACGAACACAGACGGCGCUUCCAAGUCCAAGAAGAAACGCAAUAUUCGCAAGCCCAAAAAGGCAAAGUCAGCAGACAAGGAGAAAGACGCUCCUGCUGACAACGGUGCUACUGAGACCGCCCCCGCGGCCGCUGAACCCAAAGCUAAGAAGGUCAAGGCCCCCAAAGCUCCCAGACCGCCUAAACCUACUCGUCCCGUCGGUGAAGCCCCAGAGGGAGAGCCAUCCAAGACGAUGCUCUUCGUCGCCAACCUCGGUUUCUCAGUCGACGACGCCGCCCUCUCCGAGCUCUUUACCUCUGCCGGAAUCACUGUCAUCUCUGCUCGUGUCGUCCGUCGCCGAUGGGGCCAGCCUCGUCGCUCCAAGGGAUACGGCUUUGUCGACGUUGGCUCUGAGGAACAGCAAAAGAAGGCCAUCGAGCUCCUCCAAGGCAAGGAGAUUGGAGGAAGGGAAAUUGUCAUCAAGAUUGCCGUCAACUCUCAAGAAAGAGAGGCUGCAGAGCAAAAGUAUGCUACCGGCGAGGCUGCUACCAACAAUGUGCCUUCGCCCGCAGCCGCCACUGCCUAA
Serendipita indica DSM 11827 is the source of this 1059-nucleotide messenger RNA. The record is from the annotation of a GenBank genome assembly. Lineage: Eukaryota; Fungi; Basidiomycota; Agaricomycetes; Sebacinales; Serendipitaceae.